Messenger RNA from Rhizoctonia solani, 870 nucleotides. Its product is annotated as PCI domain-containing protein. Gene Ontology annotation, cellular component: eukaryotic translation initiation factor 3 complex. Gene Ontology annotation, biological process: cytoplasmic translational initiation. The coding region runs from base 1 to 870 and encodes 289 amino acids. Lineage: Eukaryota; Fungi; Basidiomycota; Agaricomycetes; Cantharellales; Ceratobasidiaceae. The transcript is spliced from 5 exons. The record is from RefSeq and is a predicted model, not a curated record.
AUGGCCGACGCAGUAGCUGUAUUCUCCGAGGGCACCUUUGAGGAACAGAUCCAAGAGCUGGUUAAUUACCUUGCAAGAGGGCUUGCAGACGACAGCGAACAGCCUAUAUCCGACCAUUUCAAGACGCGUUACUCACUCCCGAGGGACAAACACCCUUAUCACAAGAUGCCGGGCGCAAGAAAAAGGUUAUUGGAUGACUCGGAAAAGGUUGUAGGAUUGGGCGAAGGAAGCGAUCGAGAAAUCGAGGGUUUCUUCAAUCUGCUCAACUCUCAUUUGGUUGCACUUUUUACUGAGACCUCGGAGUUGGAGCCCCAUGUCACUGCUUUGGUGGACGCAGUGCUGGGUGCACCUGAAACAUUUACCGGGAUCAAGUAUCGGGUGCUGUCCAACUUGUUCAAUAGCCUUCCCCGCUCAUCUCCUUUGCGGCAGCAUGUAUACCGGGCAUUACUGAACAUGGCAUCGAAUGAAGGCGAUUUAGAAGUACUCCAAGUUAACCGAACAGAUGUAAACCGAUGGCUCUCCGAGUGGAAUAUCAGCGACCAAGACAAAUCGGCAUUCUUGGACGCAGUUGCGGAGGCGUUCCGCAAGGCCGGAGACAUUGAUACGGCAUACGGGUACCAACUUGCUUACCUCCGCUCGGUUUCUGCUUCGUCUCCAAAAGCACUCGAAGCUUCGACCCGGGUGAUUUCAUCGGCGGUUUCUGAGCCCUCGAUAUUCGAGCUUGGUAGCCUUCUCCGAGUGGAUACCCUUCAGGCUGCCAAAGACCAUCCUCUGUUUGCUCUCCUUAGGGUGUUCACGUCAGGAGAUUUGGCACAGUUCCAUGAAUGGGAGGCCAAGCAUGCAUCUACAUUGUCGGAAUUCGGCAAGUGA